CAGCUGCUGAGUUGCUCAGACAUGGCGGAGGGUACAGUGUAACUGAGGACCAACGGCAGCGUAAAGUGAGUUUUCCAAGCAGUUAAGUUGGCGAGGGGAGCAUGAAAUGACCCAGAAGGAGAGGAAAAUGUGUUCAGCCGACGAGUACGUGGAGGGGAAGCAAAAAACGAGCGGAACCGCUCCAUGUUAGGAAGAUGGAAACAUGUAUCGCUGUUUAGUGCAGUCAACAGCCUUGGGCAACAAAUAUGGCUUCUUGUGCCUUUUUCAAUAUGUUAUAAAAUCCGAUUUCCCUUGCAACCUAAUGCCGCGGUGGUUCCGGCGAACUUCUGCGAGCAGCGGUAAGUUCAGUUCUGGAAUCGUUCGGUUCUUCUGAUCGGUGAAGAUCCGCUCGGCCGUCUGGGGUUAGCUGGGGAAGCUACGGAACUACAGCAGAUAGCUAUGGAGCCAAAGCACAAAGAGUUGCUAGACCAGUGCCACCAGAACUUACUGGAGUCCAUAACAGAUGCGGACCGUGUGAUCGAGCUGCUGAUAGUUUCGGGUACUUUGAGUCAACUGGACAGGUUUGAACUGGAGCAGAACUGCGCGUCCAGCGCCGAGAAAGUCGAUCAUCUCCUGAAGAUGCUGAUGAACAAGGAGAGCGACCAUUUCCUCGACCUGUGUGUGGCCCUGGAGAAGGCAUACCCUGACCUGCACUCUGCCCUGUUCAGCAACAACGGCGGUGGACCCGUGGACCACUCCACUGGUUCCACGUACAGCGUCCUGUCCACCAUGCCAUCAGACUCGGAAAGCAGCAGUUCUCUCAGUAGUGUUGGUUCGCCUGUAAAUGGUGAAACAUCCUCCCCUCCCCCAGCCGUUAACGACAACCGACAUGCCAGUGAAAACCUGGACACCAUCCUCUUGCAGCUCCGCCAGGUGACCAGGGAGCGAGAUGAGCUUCGGAAGCGUCUGGCGUUGGCAUCGCCUGGGACCACCUUCGAUGACUGCAGGCCAAAUCCCAAAGCCAGCCAUGACUAUGAACGGCUGAAAAGUCAGUGCAUGAGGGCCAUGGCAGAUCUGCAAUCUCUCCAGAACCAGCAUACCAAAACACUAAAGAGGUGUGAGGAGGCUGUGAAGGAAGCGGACUUCUACCACAUGCUGCACAGUCGUGUCCUGGGCGACCAGACACAACUGAAGGAGGAGAUGGAAACAGUCAGGAGGGAUAACGCCCAACUUGUCCGAGAGCACAACCACCUGAAACAGAACUGCGAGGAGCUAAAACGGCUGCACAGUCAAGACCAACAGGAGCUGUCAGACCUUCGGCAGCAGCAGCAGGAGGUGAUGAGGGAGAAAGGCUCAUCAGAGGUGUUGAAUAAGCUUUACGACACAGCAAUGGACAAACUGGAGGGUGUAAAGAAGGACUACGACGCCCUUAGCAAGCGCUUCGGCGAGAAGGUGGCCAAUCACAACACGGAUCUAAGUCGCCUGGAGCAGGCAGAGGAGGAGAACCGCAGGCUGCAAAAACAGAUGGAUGCAUUGUUAAAGCAGCGAGACUCAGCCAUGCACUACCAGCAGCAGUUCUCCACAUCAAUGAGGAGGUUUGAUUCAGUGCAGCAGGAGCUGAACAAGUCCUCGGCUCAGAACAAGGAGCUGCAGAGGGAGAUGGAGCGACUGCAGUCAGAGGUUACACGCUACAAAAACCUGCAGCUGAAGGCAGCCAAGGACUGUGAGAAGUACAAGGAGGAGAGGGACUCUGUCUUUAAUGAGUACCGUCUCAUCAUGAGCGAGAGGGACCAGGUGAUCAAAGAGCUGGAUAAGCUGCAGACCGAAUUGGAGGCAGCUGAAGCACGACUGAAGAACACUUCCUCAGAGCGGGUGGUGGCUAGUGAAGAGUUAGAAGCACUCAGACAGGAGUUAAACUCUUCCCUGGUGGACCGGGACAGGGCCAUCUGUGAGAGGAACGAGCUGCUGGAGAAGUACUGCCAUGAAGUGAAGGACAAAGCAGAGGCCCAGAAGGAGCUGAGCCAGGCCUGUAAGGACAUCGAGAUGGUCCGAGAGGAGAGGGAUGUGGCUCGCAAGGAGAGGACUGAGGCCAUCAUUCAGAGGGAUCAGCUACUCAGAGAAUACUAUCAGGCCAGACAGAAACAAGACUCUGCUACCCUGGACAUGGAACGGGCAAAUAAGGAGAUUGAGAUGCUGAGGAAGCAGUAUGAAGCCAUGUCCCAGGAACUGAAGGAGGCCACACAGGAAGCAGAGGUGGCCAAAUGUCGAAGGGACUGGGCCUUCCAAGAGAGGGAUAAAAUUGUCGCAGAGAGGGAGAGCAUAAGAACUCUGUGUGACAACUUGCGGCGAGAACGGGACCGGGCCGUCAGCGAUUUGGCCGACGCCCUGCGUAACUUGGACGACAUGAGGAAGCAGAAGAACGAUGCAUUGCGAGAGCUCAAAGAACUAAAGGAAAAGAUGGAGAGUCAGCUGGAGAAGGAGGCCCGGUUCUGUCAGCUAAUGGCACAUAGCUCUCAUGACUCUGCAAUUGACACAGAUUCCCUAGAAUGGGAGACAGAGGUGGUGGAGUUUGAGAAAGACCGGGAGGAUAUGGAUUUGAAGGCUCUGGGGUUUGACAUUGCUGAGGGGGUAAAUGAUCCUUAUUUACCUGGAGACUGUGGAAUAUUUGUUACUAGGGUGGAUAAAGGAAGUGUUGCUGAUGGAAGGUUAAGAGUGAACGAUUGGUUGUUAAAGAUAAAUGACAUCGACUUGAGCAAUAAGGACAGAAAACAGGUGGUGAAAGCUGUCCUUAAUGGAGGCGGACUGAUCAACAUGGUGGUACGAAGAAGGAAGUCUCUGGGAGGAAGGCUGGUCACUCCUGUUCACAUCAACCUCAUGGGACAUAAAGACAGUGGUAUUGGUCUGGAAAGUGGGGUCUUUGUCACUGCCAUUGCCCAGGGAAGUCCUGCAGCCAGGGAGGGCUCGCUAACAGCUGGAGACAGACUUAUUGCUAUUAAUGGGAUCGCUCUUGAUAACAAAUCUGUGACGGAGUGUGAGGCUCUGUUGCGGAGCUGCAGGGACUCGCUGAGCCUCUCCCUUAUGAAGUUUUUCCCUCACAGCACAUCAGGUCAGAACAUUUUCGAGAGUCUGCGUGAUUCUUCAGAGAAGACCAAUGGACGCAUGCUUCUGUCUGAGAUACACUCCAGAAACAGUCGCAACCUGAAACACAACAGCUCGACACAGACUGACAUCUUUUGUCCUGAUGUUGGAAGUGCUAGCUCUAGCAGCAUCUCUGGGGACAGGAGGAAGCUCAGGGGGGAUGACGAGAUGUACGGGGAUGUGAGCAAACCAUUCUCCUCAGUUUCCCUGCAUGCUACUAGUCUGCGCCCACUGGCAGACCUGGGAACGGGCCGAUAUGGACCCAGUGCAUUUCAAGAGUGCUGCUCGUAUACAAAGGGACCUUCCUCCUUACCGUUCGAGCCAAUUUCUCACUCUGAAUGCAUCAAUAUGGAGACUGCCCUGGAGAAGAAGCACAGUGGCGGGACGUGGCCCAAGAUGAUGGUUGGCGGUAUGUCGGUAGUUCCAGACAGUUCAGGUCCAAUCACAGCAGCUGCCCAGCUCUCCAUCUAUAAAUCUCCCAAGCAGAGGAAGUCCAUAUUUGACCCAGACACUUUCAAACGCCCCGAAACUCCCUCCUCCAAGCUGGAGUACUUGACAGCCAAUCAGAUGUCAGCUGUAUCUUCGCACUCCCCACAGUCUUCAAAGACAGAGUCCCUCUCAUCCUCUUCUACCCCUACCCCAACCCCUCCUACACCUCCCACCCGCAGUGACUCUUUUAAAUUCAAACACAAACAUCAGAGCAGCUCCGCCUCAGACUGCACCAUAACCUCUGAUGGCAAAGGGGAGGCCUCCAUCUCCAUGGCAGCAGGAGAGGGCAGAGAAAGAAAUGAACGAGAAAGAGACAGGAACGGAAACCACUACUUUCUUGAAGGAAAGGUCCUGACUUCCAGAAAGUCAUGUGAUGAGGACAUUGGCCGUACCAGAGGGGAGGAGCCAGAAGUGAAGAGGCCUCGGCCGAAAUCUGCCCCGGCUCUGCGACGUCGGACCCCAAAGACCAUUACUCAUCCCAUUUAUCAGAGCUAUUCCAACGAUGAUCAUUCACCAGACUCCAGGGACGUGCUCCACUCCUCCCCCAGCCCCUCAAAUCGCCACAGUGUCGGCUUGGUCCCGGCUGUCUACAACGGAUCCCUACCCCCCAAUUCAGCCCAUCGCGGACUGUCUCCUUGUCCCGCUGUGACAGCUGUGAUGAGGAAUCCUGUAUAUACUGUGCGCAGUCACCGCGUUCAUACUAGCAACUGUCCAUCUGUAGCAUCUCAGAUUUGUCACCAGCACACCCACACCAGCCCCCAGCACCAGGGUCGCCUGAGCCUGGACCUGAGCCAGCAGAAGCGCACCAGUGAUUACUCUGAAACGGCCUCAUCACGCAGCAGCAGAGCAUCACACGGUACAAAUUCACUGCCCUCCGGCACACGACUCGGUUCUUCCAGUAAUGUUCAGUACCGCACAGAAAGGAUCAAAAUCCCCUCGACUCCCCGUUACCCGCGCUCUAUGCUGGGCUCAGACAGAGGGUCUCUGUCGCACUCUGAGUGUAGCAGUCCAAGUCUCAUCACCCCACCACAAUCGCCACUGAAUCUUGAGACAUCCUCAUUUGUCAGCAGCCAAUCUCAAGGCUCCAUUUCCACAUUACCUCGCAUCUCAGUGAGCCCUGUGCCAAUAGGAGAGCGCAGAAAAGACAGACCAUACUUGGAGGAACCACGCAACGUGAUCGUGCACAAGGGGGCAGAGCCUCUGGGCAUCUCUAUAGUCAGCGGGGAGAAUGGAGGGAUCUUUGUCUCAAAAGUUACCGGAGGGAGCAUCGCUCACCAGGCUGGGCUGGAGUACGGAGACCAGUUACUGGAGUACAAUGGCAUCAACUUGCGGAACGCCACAGAGCAGCAGGCACGUCUCAUCAUCGGACAGCAGUGUGACACCAUUACCAUCAUGGCCCAGUACAACCCCCAUAUGUACCAGCUGGGCAACCACUCUCGCUCCAGCUCCCGUCUUGAGCCUGUCAGCACUCAGUUGACACCCCAGGGGAGCGGAACUGCGACUCCUGACAGCCACUCUGCUAUUGAUACUCUCAGUGAGCAGGACGAGGGUACGCUCACCCCCUCAUCCAAGCAGACCACUCCUACUACUAGCCCUAACAGUUGUGUCAGAAUGCCAUCUGAGAGCAACAGGAGGGUGAGUGAGCCCCGACUGGUGACUGUCCACAGGCCUGGUGUGGAGGUAGGAGUUACGCUCUGUGGAGGGAACCUGCGGGGCAUCUACAUAGAGAGCGUGGAUGAGGACAGUCCUGCCAGAGGCCCUGAUGGGCUUCUUCCUGGGGACCUCAUCCUGGAGUAUAACUCGGUGAACAUGAAGAAUAAGANNGCAGAAGAGGUGUACGUGGAGAUGCUAAAACCAGCGGAGACGGUUACAUUAAAGGUGCAGCAUCAGCCGGAUGAUUUCAGCUCAGUCAAAGAUGUACCAGGAGAUGGUUUUUAUAUUAGAGCACUUUACGACAGGGUGGGGGAGGCAGAAGGAGACCUCAGUUUCAAGAAGGAUGACAUCCUGUAUGUGGAUGAGUCGUUACCAAAGGGCAGCUUUGGAACCUGGAUGGCCUGGCAGCUAGAUGAGAACGCACAGCAGAUCCAGAGAGGACAGAUCCCCAGCAAAUACAUGAUAGACCAAGAGUUUUAUCGCAGACACAGUGUGACAGAAAUGAAGGAAGAUUCAAGUAAGACCAUCUCUGCUGCCGCCCGCCGAUCCUUUUUCAGGAGGAAACAGAAACACAAACGCAGCAGCUCCAAAGACAGUAAAGAGAUGGUGCCUCUGGACACCAUUAGCACCGACUCCAUCCCCUUCUUGGAUGACUGUGUAAGCCUCGCAUACCAGCGGGUCCAGAAGGUAGAGUGCACCUCUCCCCGACCGGUACUCGUACUCGGGCCUCUCAGUGACCCAGUCAAGGAGAUGCUGGUCAAAGAAUCCCCUGGGAAGUUCUGCAGAUGCCUGCUGGAGGUGAUGAAGGCCUCCCAGCAAGCCAUCGAGCGUGGCGUCAAAGAUUGCCUCUUCAUUGACUACAAGCGCAGGAGUGGACAUUUUGAUGUCACCACUGUUGCUUCUAUAAAGGAAAUAACAGAUAAGGGCUGUCAUUGUUUGCUUGACAUCGCCCCGCAUGCCAUCGAAAGGCUCCACAGUGUUCACAUCUAUCCUAUUGUUGUCUUCAUCCGCUACAAAAACGCCAAGCAGAUUAAGGAACAGAAGGAUCCCAUUUUCCUGAGAGAUAAAGUAUCUCAAAAACAUUCCAAGGAGCAAUUUGAAAGCGCGCAGAAGAUAGAACAAGAAUACAGCAAAUUUUUCACAGGUAUUGUCCAAGGUGGAAACCUCCCAUACAUUUGCACUCAGAUCACCACUAUAGUUGAUCAAGAACAAAGUAAAGUCCUGUGGACUCCACUUGGCUCCCCCUAGAGGAGACCGGCCGCCACUACAGCGAGUCGAGGCUCUGCUCUCAUUCCCUAAACACUAAUUAACUCUUCCACACCAAUAGGUACACUACCAUGAGCUAGUUGUGUAAAUUAUUGAUAUAUUUUUUUUAAUUUUGUCUUUCUUAUGUUUUAUAAUCGGUCUCCUUUAUCUCUGAUGUUACUCUGAAGCAGGUUGGUAGCAUUGCUUAUAAACGUUCUGGUUCAGUCAGUCUUCCCUGAGGAUUUCUGUCGGUGUGUGUCGUUAUGCUGCAUUGUAUGUGUCCGUUUACAGUCCCCAGAUUAGUCUGAAUAUUGAUGUUCAGUAAUGAGUGUCCCUUGACCAUAAACCUCAACACUAAUGAAGUUCUGCCGCUCCUGACAUUUGUGGUGUCCCUACAAUUAUGCACCCAUUUGAUGAUGACUGACAACUAAUUAUAAGUUAUUUUAAUGUACGUACGUUUUUUUUUAAUUAUUAUUAUUAUUAUUUGUGCACGUAAGGGUUGAAAAGUGAGAACACAGCUUUAUGAUUAAACCAGUUUCUGCAAAUGGUUUGUAGCAGAAAUUCAGUGCUUUGGAAACGUAAUACCAGCAUUGAAAUCAAUCAUUACAUUUCUUUAAAAGUGCAAAUACAUUCAACCUCUUUAACAUGUGUAGCUGUGGGUUUAAUGAAGUAGCCUGCCACGAGUCUCAUGUUUCGCUCUAUGCAUAGUUCCCAUAGCAGCUGGGUGCGUGGACAGUUAGUAGGCCUUUCAGAAGUGCCUUUACAAACGAAUAUUCAUUUUAAACCAACCCAGGAUCAUUUAACACUAAUAAUGACGAGUUUUAGGUUUGCUUGUUUUUUUUUUUGUUUUUUUUUGUUUUAAUAGUCCACCUUAAGCUAGACGAUUAAGGGGCUGAUUUGAAACCAGCACAGUUUGGAGUGAGAAACAACGGUAAGGCUUUGAAGAAACAGUUUAACUCCUCAGAAUGCACUCCAGGUUAAGACUAACCACUGUGUAACUAUUGUUCCGCUCCUUUAACAUGUAUUUAUGAAUAAAGCUUAUGCCACAUAUAUAUGCAGACAGAUCUGGUAAGAUAACAUAUAUAACUAUAUUAAAUGUAUUGUCACUUGGUAACACUCCUUUGAGCCUUUUGCAUUAUGUCUCAACAGGUUUUUAGCAUGUUUUUAUUUAGUCCUUGUGGUUGGUUGUCAGUCACCCUAUUCAAUUUAAAGACACGCUAAGAAGCAUAGUUUGCAGGGUAAUAUCUUUAGGGAUUUUUUUCCUCAAAUAUCAUUAAAUGUAAGUGACUUUUAACUGUUGUUUGAUAGUUUUUUAAAUUCAGAAUGCAAAAAGUAAACCCUAAAAUAUUCACUCUUCAUUAAAGCUAUAUCCUGCAUCUUAUUGUGCCAAAAUCCACUGAAACACCUUUAUCCUUAUAUUAUAUCAUAUGUUUCCUUUUUGCACUUGUUAAUCUGUGAACCCUAAACAUGUAACUGUUCUUAGGUUUCAGGCAUACUACAGAUAGGUACUGUAAUUGCUAAUGCAACUUUUCAUGUUUUUGUUUCACAUCAGUUCCUUACAUUUCAUUGACUGCCUUUUUAACAUAUAUAUAUAUAUAUAUAUAUAAAAAUCAUUGAAUUUUUUUCAAAGAUCACUUCUUAUUUGAGUUAUUGAAAAGGGAUCUGUUCUUGCACAUUUUUGUAAUGCAAAUUUGUCCAUGAGUGUGACUAUUGGGCUACAGUAAAAAAGAAGCAAAUUGUAAUGUUACUAUUUUUCUUAUUAGUUAGGGUAAACCAACUUCAGAGCGAGACUCAACAUGAGACGGUUGUGUAUUUAGAGCGGAAAGGUCUAGAUGCCAGGUACUGAUUAAACUCAUUUCUUUUAUUAAAAGAAUGUUAUUUGUAUGUUGAGACAUUAACAUGAGAAUAAACUCAUUUUCUGUAUCACAA
Cyprinodon variegatus (sheepshead minnow) is the source of this 8433-nucleotide messenger RNA. It is a transcript of the gene dlg5a, whose product is annotated as disks large homolog 5-like. The transcript has 34 exons. Gene Ontology annotation, molecular function: protein binding. The record is from RefSeq and is a predicted model, not a curated record. Gene Ontology annotation, biological process: regulation of apoptotic process. NCBI's taxonomy places the organism in Eukaryota, Metazoa, Chordata, Actinopteri, Cyprinodontiformes, Cyprinodontidae. The coding region runs from base 439 to 6507 and encodes 2022 amino acids.